Molecule: messenger RNA, 1116 nt
Organism: Dichotomopilus funicola
Lineage: Eukaryota; Fungi; Ascomycota; Sordariomycetes; Sordariales; Chaetomiaceae
Exons: 1
Coding region: 1-1116 (371 amino acids)
Source: RefSeq, a predicted model, not a curated record
AUGGGUACCAGAUCAAAACAGCCUACUAAACCAAAACAGGCUCCCGAAUCAAAAUCUUCACCCGAAUCAAAACAGUCUACCAAAUCAAAACAGCCUACCAAAUCAGAACAGCCUCCCGAAUCAAAAAAGUCUACCAUAUCAAAGCGGUCUACCACAUCGAAGCCGGGAAGCGGGCCGAAAAUAACAGAGGUCCAGGAGGGCUCGCCAAAGCCGUUUGCCUUUGAAUAUGUACCUGUCUCCGAUGAAAAGACGUAUGAUGACUGCUAUGAGAAAUCAAUCCUGAGAAACACGCAACUCCAUCUCGUCUACAACAAAGACAAGGUGUUGGUGGGGCUGCGUUGUCCCCUGUAUGUGUACAACUGGUCCGUACAUGGGGUCUUGCCGCCAGAGCACCCGAAGCCGGGUCCAGAACUGGAGAAUUCAUUGAGGGAAGCAAUCGUGUUGCGGUUCCCCAAGAUUCCUCCGGAGGAGGGGACACAGGUCGCGAAGUUCGCGCUCGCCGACCCUGACCGCGUCGGCCACGCAACUCAGCAUUCUCUAGACACACGCGCCGAGUUUGCAGUGGAAGCGUGGGUCCGCCACAAAAAAACCGAUUACGAGAGCCUCCUUCGCUCGGGGAUGGAUAGGAAGAAAGCGCUAUUGAUAAUUCGGCCCCAGUGGCAGCAACAGUUAGCAGAGUGGCGCGGACCGCGUACUAGGAAGGAGCCGGGGGCGCGCCCUCGAAACGCCGCUACAGACAAAGUUACAAAGGAAGCCAAGGCAAAGGCGGCGCUCGUCCAAGCCAUACGGACCCUGAAAGCCUUGGUGGGCGACCCGGAUCACACACCCGGUGGCCGGUCUCGGAGCCGCCGGGGGGCUCUCCCGUCCUCCACCCUAGCCGCCGCCGUGACCACGGGGCGCUACAACACCAGGCGGCGCGCCAAACUCGCUGCCCGCGCUGCCGCCCAACAGAGGAUUAUGGAGACCCGGGCCCCCGUGACCGCCUCCGGGUAUGUCGAUGGCUUCGAUGAGGAUGUUGGCACUUUUUACGACGACGACGACGACGACGUCUUAAUGUUGGAUGAUCUGGAAGACUGGUACAGCGACUGGUCCGGUGCGUCCGGUUUUACUGAGUGA